Molecule: messenger RNA, 1129 nt
Organism: Oreochromis niloticus (Nile tilapia)
Lineage: Eukaryota; Metazoa; Chordata; Actinopteri; Cichliformes; Cichlidae
Gene: pycard
Product: PYD and CARD domain containing
Exons: 4
Coding region: 117-719 (200 amino acids)
Biological process (GO): regulation of apoptotic process; inflammatory response; innate immune response
Source: RefSeq, a predicted model, not a curated record
UUCUCUCUUACCGCAGUUUCGAAUUGCUCAAAACAGCUUUACAUAACUACUCUGAUACCACACCGGAAAGCAACAGCAGUUACAAUCAGAGGUGCAGUUUUGGAUCUCGGUGAAGAAUGGCCAAAACUAUCAAAUCCGCUGUGGCAGAGGCUCUGGAGGACUUGAAAAAGGAAGACUUUGAGAAGUUCUGCCACCAGCUUCUGGACCGCAGACAACAGCCGCGCGUAAAACGCAACAAGGUGGAGGACAAAAGCCGUCUGCAGGUCACAGACGCGCUGGUGUCUACUUUUACUGAGGAGGGGGCUCUGACCGUGGUUCUCGAGAUCCUGAAACAGAUCGGCUGCAGCGACGAGGCCAAAGAACUUGAGGAAGCUACAGGUGGAAAAUCCUCAAAACCUGCUCCCACUGACACCUCAAGUGAGUCAGCUGGAGGAGCUGGUGGAAGUAAAGCAGCAGGCGGGAAGCACUUUGUGGACAAACACAAAGUCCAGCUGAUCAAGAGAGUGAGCAACAUCGCACCCAUUUUGGAUGAGCUCCAAGACAAUGAAGUUAUCAACCAAGAACAAUAUGACAAAAUUAGAGCUCUGUCUACCUCUCAGGACAGGAUGAGGGAGCUCUACAGUGGUCCCCUGAAGGCCAGUUCAGCCUGCAAAGACAUCUUCUAUCAAAUCCUUUUGGCAAAUGAGAAAUUUCUCGUUGAAGACCUUUCAAAGAAGUAAAUGUGUUGGAAACCCCCCCCCCCCCCACAUUUUUAGACCAAAUGUACAUGAUCUACCUGAACAUAACAUGUUUACAUUAAAAAGGUGGAGAUGUCUUUUCUUUGUGGGGGUUUAUAAAAAAGGCUCCAGUGCUUUAAUUUAGAAAAUUGUUCUGCUAUGUGGUGCCUUUGCUCCUCAGUGACUCUCCUUUAAUUCAUCCAUUUUACAUGAAACACUUUGGAUAUUUAAAAUUUUUUAUUUUAAAAACGUAAAUUGUAUCAUUUAAAAAUGAAUUGACGAUGUCAUCAGUCGUGUGUUUAUCCAUGACUCAGACUGUCAUAAAUUUGUUUUCAGAUUUCAUUAUCUUCUAUAAAGUAAAACAUAAUGCAAACAUUUAUUGUCAUUAAAAAUAAACCAGAAUUAAACUCGAA